Cladophialophora yegresii CBS 114405 is the source of this 741-nucleotide messenger RNA. RefSeq lists its product as uncharacterized. The record is from RefSeq and is a predicted model, not a curated record. Bases 1 to 741 code for a protein of 246 amino acids. Lineage: Eukaryota; Fungi; Ascomycota; Eurotiomycetes; Chaetothyriales; Herpotrichiellaceae. The transcript has a single exon.
AUGUCUAGCAUAACCAUCCCAGCUCGCACAGGCGCCUAUGUCGGCCUCAAGAAGGGCCAAAGACUCAAACUGAUCAACCCACAUGGCAACCAGGUCAUCGACUUUUGGGCUUUUGUCUUCCCAGGAAGUACCGCCGACGACAUACCCAGGAGCUUCAUAUGUUCCCCGCAAGAAGCCAGCGAGGAAGCCGAUGCAACGCCCUUUCCUUUCAGCUCAGGGGUGCAAUACUUUUCAGCGUCCCGGACUCGCUCCAUUCUUUCCAAGUUGAUCCCCUCGGCCGAAACACACGAUGUCCUGUACACGAACAAGUCUGUCCCGCUGUUCACGCUCCUAGAGGACACCACCACGGGCAUCCACGACACGCUGUUCGGCUGCUGCGAUCGAUUUCGCUACCACAAUCUGGGCAUCGACGGCUAUGACCACGGCAGCUGUGCUGAGAACAUGCACAUCGCGCUUCGCGAAGCAGCCGCGGCAGGGCUGCUCGCUGCGGGUUCAAUCUCGACGGAGUGGACGCCCGAUCCUCUGAAUGUCUUCAUGAACGUGCCAAUCACGACGCCACUGGACCGUCAGUCUGGUGGAGGAAAGAUCGAGUGUAUAGCCCCGGAAAGUCGGCCUGGAGAGUACAUGGUGCUAAGGGCCGAGUCGGACUGUGUCGCCGUCAUGAGUGCCUGUCCCAACGACGUGAUCCCGGGAGUAAAUGGCGGGGUCUGUACGGAUGCCCAGUAUGAAGUGUUGGCCUGA